AUGUACAUCGGACAAGUACUUUGUAAGGAUGCAUCUACCUUGUAUCUGCCAGUUUGCAGGCGAAGUGCUUACGAGCUUGUCGUUGGCAAUAUUGACAGAGCACUAUGCCCUCUUCAGCAAGGGCAAGUUGACUUUGAUCUUUAUAUCUUGCAGCACAACAUCUCAUCUAAUCAGCAAUCCAUAUGUAUCUGGUCAGACAACUACCUACAGCAAUACUGUGUAUUUGCCGAUCCUCAAUUCGACUACGGAAAGGGUAUAGUUAUAAUAACAACCCCAGCGCGUGCCCGAUACAUCUUCAAAACCAGUUCACUUAUGUCAAAUCUUCCUAUCUCUACUCAUAAGCUAUUGUUUCGAACUAAAGUUAGCGGAAACAAAGGCCGAGGUAUAUUUGCAAACAGCCAUAUCUCCGCCGGUAGUCUUAUUACUCAAGAGGCACCAAUCAUUCUCAUAGACGAUAAUUGGACCAUCAAUGUCUCAUCUGAAAAAGCAAGGACAACACUUGAAGAGCUAGCUAUUGAAAAGUUGCCAAAACUCACACGAAAAACCUUUCACGAGCUCUAUGAAGGGCACGAUAUAAGCAACCCUUGGCAAAAGAUUUAUACAAAUGGUUACGGAGUCUACGGUGGGCCAACAAAUGACUGGCCUGAGUUAGAGAGUGAAUCAGAUCUUGGUAUGGUAGCAGUACAUGCCAAUAUAUCAAAGAUUAACCAUGGUUGCCGAUCCAAUGCUGCAGUUCAAUGGGAUUGGGACCUGCUUAUACAUAGGCUGUAUGCAGUCCGAGACAUUGCUGCUGAUGAGGAGAUUACCAUAUCCUACUUCAAUACCAUACAAACCCUUCAAGAGCGUCAGCAGUAUACGAAAAAGUACCUUGGCUUUGCAUGCGCCUGUAAUCAAUGCAAGGCCACAGGCAUAUUUGCUGACUUAUCUGAUAGUCGUGUCAACGACAUUAUACUCUUGGAAAAGUAUUUAGAAAAUGAGCAAAUCGCACCAGCCGAGCCAGUAGCAAUGGCCGAAUUGCUUGUAAGCCUGUAUAAGCAAGAAGGUUUGGACCCUUUCAUUAGUAAGGCAUACGCAAUUGCAGCCCUCGAAUGGCAUGGUGCAGGCUAUGAGUAUCAAGCACGCUCAUGGGCAUACCAGAGUGUCAAGGCCGGUCUAAUUACUACGUAUGGACUUGGGAUUGAAGAGUAUCUGAACGAUAUGCAAACGUUAUUGGACAGAGGAAGAAAGCAUUGGUCAUGGAGAUACCGAGUGCAUUAG
Messenger RNA from Colletotrichum truncatum, 1257 nucleotides. RefSeq names its product lysine methyltransferase. Lineage: Eukaryota; Fungi; Ascomycota; Sordariomycetes; Glomerellales; Glomerellaceae. Gene Ontology annotation, molecular function: protein binding. The record is from RefSeq and is a predicted model, not a curated record.